Hemiscyllium ocellatum (epaulette shark) is the source of this 5300-nucleotide messenger RNA. RefSeq names its product guanine nucleotide-binding protein subunit alpha-12-like. The transcript is spliced from 3 exons. Lineage: Eukaryota; Metazoa; Chordata; Chondrichthyes; Orectolobiformes; Hemiscylliidae. The record is from RefSeq and is a predicted model, not a curated record. Gene Ontology annotation, cellular component: brush border membrane; heterotrimeric G-protein complex. Gene Ontology annotation, molecular function: G-protein beta/gamma-subunit complex binding; GTPase activity; D5 dopamine receptor binding. Gene Ontology annotation, biological process: Rho protein signal transduction; adenylate cyclase-modulating G protein-coupled receptor signaling pathway. The coding region runs from base 282 to 1391 and encodes 369 amino acids.
UCGCCUGGACACAACCGAGAGAGGCGACAGACAGAAACAUUUUUUUAAAAAAAAACUCCUCUUGAAAAAGAAAAAGAAUAAAAUUAACUUUUGCUGAAAUAGGCAACCCUUGAGAAAUGGCAAGUUGAUCAAUUUCAGUCCGCUUCAAAUCCUAAGGGACAGCCAGCGACUUGAUUAUUUCUCUCUCUCCCUGUUCUUCAACUUGGCUGGAAGAGAGAGAAAGACAAAAAAACUUUUCUCAAACUUUUCCUCUCUUCUCUCUCUCCCUGCGUGGAGGCGUUAUGGCCGGGUUGGAAGAAGCCUGGGCGAAUGGUUGCUUCCCCAGUUGCUUCGGUUCUCAGGAUGAGCUGGAGAUGAGGAGACGGAGCAAGGGGAUUGACCAUAUGCUGGCCAAGGAGAGACCCUACCUGAGGAGGAUGGUCAAAAUCUUGCUGCUGGGAGCCGGCGAGAGCGGCAAAAGCACCUUCCUGAAACAGAUGAGGAUCAUCCAUGGGAAGGACUUUGACCGCAAAACCGUCGAGGAGUUCCGGGACACCAUCUACGGGAACAUCAUCACCGGGGUGCGAGUGUUGGUGGACGCCAGGGAGAAACUGGGGUUGCCCUGGGCUAACAGUGACAACGAGAAACAUGGCCUCUUCCUGAUGGUCUUCGAGAGCAGCUGCAUGGGGGUUGGCGAAGGGCAAUUCCAGAGGGCAUUGCCCGCCAUCCAAGCCCUGUGGCAAGACCAGAGCAUCCAGGAGGCCUUCAAGAGAAGGAGUGAGUUUCAACUGGCUGAAUCAGUGCGAUACUUCCUGGAUAAUCUUGACCGAAUUGGCCAACUGAAUUAUCUUCCCACCAAGCAGGACAUCCUACUUGCUCGAAGAGCAACCAAGGGCAUCGUAGAGUACGACUUUCUCAUCAAGGGCAUCCCCUUCAGGAUGAUGGACGUGGGCGGACAGCGCUCCCAGAGGCAGAAGUGGUUCCUGUGCUUCGAAGGCAUCACCUCCAUCCUGUUCAUGGUGUCGUCCAGCGAGUUUGACCAGGUCCUGAUGGAGGACCGGCGCACCAACCGCCUGGUGGAGUCCAUGAACAUCUUCGAGACGAUUGUGAACAACAAGCUCUUCGCCAGGGUCUCCAUCAUCCUCUUCCUGAACAAGACUGACCUGCUGGAGGCCAAGGUGAAGACGGUCAACAUCGAGAAGCACUUCCCGGACUUUGUGGGCCGGCCCCACCACCUGGAGGACGUCCAGAAGUACCUGCUGUUGUGCUUCAACCGCAAACGGCGAGAUCGUAGCCGCCCGCUGUUCCACCACUUCACCACCGCCAUUGACACGGAGAAUAUCCGUUUUGUCUUCCAUGCUGUGAAGGACACCGUUCUCCAGGAGAACCUCAAUGAUAUCAUGCUGCAGUGACGUGAGAGACCGUCUGCGGCCCUGGUGGGCCCAGGUCACGCCGAGGUCGCACAGGGGUCAAGUGGAUGUGACUUCAGGCCCACACUGUUGGAGGCAACUGACAGUGCGGGGAUGAGAAGAGGGGUCUAGGCCACACCGUAUUUAAUAUUUAAGACCUUCACUCCCUGAUAUUCGAGGUUCUGCUGAAAAUUCAGCUGUAUUUCACUGCCCGGCCUGACCCUACUGAUUGAGCGUUUAUUCCUUUUGGAUUCCACACCCACCGCCAUUUUGACUUUCGCUUCCCACCGUUCCCCUCCCCCACCAGCAACAAUGUCGGCUCAGAUACUAAACAACUCCUCGGUCUUUUUUGGGAGUGCGAACCUGGGCAAUGGGAGCCAGUGGACCGUCGAAUUGAGGGAAGCAUUACCUGACUUCCACGCCCCAGGAAAAGGUGGUAGCACCAAGGUCCAAGAACCUUCAAAGGUAGUCUUCCAGUUCCAUCCCCACCUCAGGCCAACUGAGGUGCCUUGACCAAAAUCUGAACCAAAGGCAGAGGUGAAGAAGUAAUGUCACCAGAUUGGCCGUGCUAGGGUCAUUCAGAUCCUUUGGUCCAACCAGUCCAUGCCGAAAUAAUCCCAAAGUAAACUCGUCCCACCUGCCUGCUCCUGGCCAUAUCCCUCUAAACCUUUCCCAUUCAUGUACUUAUCUUUUGAACGUUGCAAUUGUAGCCACAUCCAUCACUUCCUCAGGAAGUUCACUCCACACACGAACCACUCUCUGUGUAAAAAGGUUGCCCCUCAUGUCUUUUUUAGAUCUUUCUCCUCUCACCUUAAAAAUACAACACCCCAGUCUUGAAUCCCCCACCCUAGGGAAAAUACACCUGCCAUUCACCUUAUCUUCAGCCCUCAUGAUUUUACAAACCUCAAUAAGGUCACUUCUCAACCUGCUACACUCCAGUGAAAAAAGAUCCCGGCUUAUCCAGCCUCUCCUUAUAACUCAAACCCUCCAUUCCCAGCAACACCCUGGAAAAUCCUUUCUGAACCUUCUCCAGCUUAAUUAUGUCCUUCCUAAGACAGGAAGACCAGAACUGGACACAGUACUGUCCAGAAGAGGCCUCACCAAUGUACUAUACAUGACGUCCCAAAUCCUCUAUUCAAGGGUCCGAGCAAUGAAGGCAAGCGUGCUAAACACCUUGUUAACCACCCUGUCUACAUGUGACACAAACUUCAAAGAAUUAUGUACCUGAACCUGAAGUCCCUUUGUUAUACUACACUACCCAUGGCCUUAGCAUUAAUUGCAGAAGUUCUGAAUGGAGGGGUAGCAGUGAGGAGCCCAAUGAUGUACUCCUACUCCAAAUCCAUAAGAUUGGACUUGGGUCAAUGAGAGUCAGUGCAACAUGAAGACCCAAUGACCUCUCUCCUCUGUUGUUUGCUAAUCGUCAUGGUGAUGGGGUCAGGCUGGAGGGAACAUCCUGAGUGUUGUACAGUUCCUCAUAGUCACCAUUUGGGGAAAAAAGACAGAAGAAAAUUCUCUAACAAAAAAACAAUGUAGGUGGUAAAGUGUAUUGCUGGUGUUAAUUAUUUUCUUAUAUUCAAGAGAGGAAUUCUGAUGGUGAGUUAUUCCCUCCGUUUGGGAUGGUAUCAUGGUUAAAACUCUGGGCUACUAAUCUAAAGGCCCGGGCCAGUGCUUUGGACACAACGGGUUCGGUUCCCAUGGCAACUGGUGGAAUUUGACCACAGUUAAUUCAAUCUGCAAUCGACCAGGCUCCGUGAUCAUCGUGAAAAUCCCAUCCGGUUCACCCCUGCCCUUCAGGGAGUGAAAUCGCCGACCUUUCUGGGCCCUGCCUACUCGUGACUCCGGACCCGCAGCAACACGAUUGAAUCUCAACUGCCCUCUGAAAUGGCUGAGGGAGGCACUGAGUUCAAGGGACCGUGGGCCUUGCCGGUGAGACUCACCUCUGACUAAAAGAAUGAAUGAAUUAAAGGACCUUUGGGAUGCACUGCCCGUUAAAACAGACUGAUACCUGAGAAAGUGAAGCGUGUGAAGCAACAGGAAGAAGAUGGGGAGGGGGCACUAACCCUAAGAAUGGGCCUGGUGAGUUGCUCAGGUCAAGGGCAAUUAGGAAUGGGCACAGGUGCCAAUGAUGCACUCAUCCCCUGAAAACCCAACCUUGCCAUAUACGUUGCUUGGCACAGCCUUCUUUCCCCCCAACUUCCUCCUUCAGCCGAGGUGGCAGUGUGCUUGGUUGGAUAUCCGCCCAAUUGUCUCUCUCCUCUGAAUCCGAAGGUUCUGUAUUCGAGUCACGCUCCAGGAACUGUGGGUGCUCUGACGUAGGCCUUAGGCAUCACUUUCUGACAGAGGGGAUGUGAGCUGACCAGCUCUGUCCACCCAUCACCUGGUGGUUAUCACACCAAGAGGGGAACAAGCUUAAAAAAAUGGGAGGUUCCAUGUCAACGCUGGGGUUAAGAAUGUUGGGAGCUCAGUGGGCCAAUGGCCAGUCAACCAACUUGUUAAUCAAUAUUUAACAUAGAACUAACCUGGAUCUUUGGGAUUUGGGAUUGUGCCAGGACCCAUAGUCGGCUAAUUCUCUAACAUUGACGAUGAUAGUGUCCAGACGACAGCCAAGCGAUCAAUGCCCACCCAGGAGUGAGUUACAGACUGCGGCCUGAUUAAUGGUUAUGUUGGUUUAUGUGUUGAGUAUGGGACCCACAGGAAUGCGUUACAGAUUGCACCCCGAGUGAGGGGUUUAGGUAAUUUAUAUAUAGAUUAAUAGAAACUGGGGAGUGAGAGUGAGUGAGGGGUUUGUGUGGUUUAUAUAUAGAAUAACAGAUACCCGGGAGUGGGAGUGAGUGAGGGGUUUGUGUGGUUUAUAUGUAGAUUACAGAUAUUUGGGAGUGAGUGAGGGGUUUGUGUGGUUUAUAUAUAGAAUAACAGAUACCCAGGACUGAGAGUGAGUGAGGAGUUUGUGUGGUUUACAUAUAGAAUAACAGAUAGCCGGGAGUGAGAGUGAGUGAGGGGUUUGUGUGGUUUAUAUUUAGAUACAGAUAUUUGGGAGUGAGUGAGGGGUUUGGGUGGCUUAUAUAUGGAAUAACAGAUACCUGGGAGUGAGUGAGUGAGGGGUUUGGGUGGUUUAUAUAUAGAAUAACAGAUACCGGGGAGUGAGAGUGAGUGAGGGGUUUGUGAGGUUUAUAUGGAAUAACAGAUACCCGGGAGUGAGAGUGAGUGAGGGGUUUGGGUGGUUUAUAUAUAGAAUAACAGAUACCGGGGAGUGAGAGUGAGUGAGGGGUUUGGGUGCUUUAUGUAUAGAAUAACAGAUACCGGGGAGUGAGAGUGAGUGAGGGGUUUGGGUGCUUUAUGUAUAGAAUAACAGAUACCGGGGAGUGAGAGUGAGUGAGGGGUGUAGUUUGCUGUCCUCUGUUGUUAGGGAGCAGUUUCCGAUGUGAGGUUUGAUAGCUAGAAUGUCUGCGGCUGUCAAUCAGAGAUCAGCAGAUCAUGAGGGAGGUUUCUCAGCAUUCCGUGUGAUCCACUUUGGGAAUCAGAGUGAUUCUAACUGGUCAGGGAGCUUGGCAUGAGCAAAUGAUCCAGACUGAUCCUGCAAUCAUGUUCCUGUCGGAGACAUUCGGGCGAUGUCAGACUGAAGGAAGCUGUGUCAGCAAUAUCAUGUUGGUCACUGCCUGAGCCAGUUCCCCAGAGAGGCCCUGGCUGUGAUGAGUGGGUUGUGGAAGGGUAAUGGGUUGAUGGGCAGUGUGAGUGGUCAAGAUCAAUAUCUCAGUUUGUUCCAUGGGCAGGCGGGAGUGCUGAGUGUAAACAGCAGGGGCAAGUGGGGCUUCCCAGUGUCAUCUUCAGGGGAUUGCAGGCUGUCUCAGUGUCUUCAGCAGGGGCAGAGUGAGCAGCAGGUAUGAGAGGAUUCUGAGAUAGAUUGGGGGUGGG